This is a messenger RNA of Notothenia coriiceps (black rockcod), 744 nucleotides long. RefSeq names its product wiskott-Aldrich syndrome protein family member 2-like. Gene Ontology annotation, molecular function: Arp2/3 complex binding; protein kinase A regulatory subunit binding. Lineage: Eukaryota; Metazoa; Chordata; Actinopteri; Perciformes; Nototheniidae. The record is from RefSeq and is a predicted model, not a curated record. Gene Ontology annotation, cellular component: SCAR complex; lamellipodium; cytoskeleton. Gene Ontology annotation, biological process: positive regulation of Arp2/3 complex-mediated actin nucleation; actin cytoskeleton organization. The transcript is spliced from 5 exons. The coding region runs from base 1 to 744 and encodes 247 amino acids.
AUGGUUAUCUACAGGGACGAUGGGAAGGAUGCCCUGAAGUUUUACACUGACCCCUCCUACUUCUUUGAACUGUGGAAGGAGAAGAUGCUGCAGGACACCAAGGACAUCAUGAAGGAGAGACGCAAGCACAGAAAGGAGAAGAAAGACCACCUGAACCAACGGACGCUCAAUCCGCGAAAGAUCAAGACCAGGAAGGACGAAUGGGAGCGCCGUAAGAUGGGGGAGGAGUUUGUGGAGCCGAAGAAUGAUUUGAUGAAUUCCUCUGAGGGUCUGAAUGGCAGUAUUGGAUCUGGAGAUGGCUUCAACUCUGAGGGCUUGGAGCAGAGCACCGGAUCCUACGCCUAUGACCCCGACUCCCCUCUCUCUCCACCUGGCACUGAUGACUUCCUCCCACCUCCACCUGCAGACAUAGCGUAUAAUGACGGAGGCUACGGAGCACCGAGCCAGAAUCGUGUCAGCGUGCUGAGUCCAAGCCACCCACCUCCUGCCCCCCCCAUGACCUCUCCACCUCCAAACUCUCGCCCCAGAAAGGGUUCAGGAGUACCUAAAAUGGAAGUCUUUGCGGGAGCUGGAAUUAAUACAAAAGGUUUCAACCUGCGUAAGACGGAGGCGCAGCGUGAGCAGGAGAAGAGGGAUCACUCUAACAACGAUGUGGCCGCCAUCCUGUCCCGUCGUAUCGCUGUCGAGUGCAGCGACAGCGAGGAUGACUCCUCAGAGUUUGACGAUGACAAUUGGUCAGACUGA